AUGCCUGGACUUGGUGUUGAGAACACACUCCCUUUCCGGGUGAAGGCACGGGAAUCUUUCGGGGACAACUUAGUGUCAGAAGACAUCUACCCAAAUGACUCAGCAUAUGAUGCAUCUUCAAACGGCCAGCUUACGCGUCUUCCAGCAGACCUCAUUCUUAAGAUCGCUUUCUUCUUGGAGGACUACAACUAUCCCGCCGAUUUCUGUCACUUCGCAUCUUUGACACCAAAGAACUGGACAAUCCUCGAGAAAGAGUGUCAUCAAUUGGCGUUCAAGGUAGCUGAGCCAACGCAGGAAGAAUUCAAGAAGUAUCUUACCGAUACAGGUGGUGUAUCGCGUUAUGAUCUGUGGGAAGAAGUGCAGGACUCGACCGACAUAGGCGAUCGAUCAAAGUUCACCGAAGCAAUCACCAACGGUUGCCUACAUGCUGUGACGUCUUUCCUGCUACAUGGUGUCAACCCUAAUACAUUCAACAUUACCGGUAACCGUCCUUUGACUCUGGCAGCGUCCUGCCCUUGUCCUGUGGAGAUGUCCGAAUUGCUCCUGAAACACGGGUCAAACCCGAAUUCGGCAGAUUUCCUUUCGGAUAUCUUCACCCCUUUGUAUACCGCUGCGACCAUGGCUCAAGAUGAUUUGGUGCAUCUACUACUCGACCACGGGGCCAAUCUAAAGGAGAAAGGUGUUGUUCAAGCUAUAUGCCAAGUCUGCAAGAAGGACACAAUUCAGCGCGCAUUCAAGAUGGGUGCCGAUAUCAACGAGAUCGACGAAGCGGGCAACAACAUGCUCCAUUUUGCGGCUAGGAACGAGGAUCCUGAAGUCCUCCGUCUAGUGUUCGACCUUGGCUUCCCGUUGACUAAUAUCAAUCAGCAGAACAAAGGUGGUAAGACACCCCUUAUGAAAGCUGUAAAAAUUGGCCAUAUAGAAAACGUGGCCGCUUUGAUCGCAUAUGGUGCAACCCCUGACCCUCCCCUUGCCAACGGCACAACAGCGUUACACGUUGCCUGUAGCUGGGAUCACAUUGAGAUUGCAUCGUUGCUCGUAAACGCCGGGGCCAAUCUCGAGGCUGUCGACGGCGACCAACUGCGCCCUAUCCAUCACGCAGUCUAUAUCACUUCGAUUAAAAUGCUGCGGCUGGUAGUUGAGAAUGGUGCCGACGCCUUAGCCACAAUACGGCGUAAAGAUACCGCGUUGCAUGUGCUGCUGGCUGAUCUGACUGAGAAAUCCGGCAAGACGUAUGUCGCAAAAAUCCUCGAUUGCGUCAAGCUUCUAGUCGCGGCCAAUGCCAAUCCCACUGCGCAGAACGAUGACGGCGAGACGCCUUUGAAAAUGGCCAUGAAAUGUGGCCAGUAUGAGAUUGCCCAUGUUCUGAAGACUCAGGACCCGCACGCAAUUGAUGAUCAACCCCCCACUGGUCAGUAA
This is a messenger RNA of Talaromyces marneffei, 1419 nucleotides long. RefSeq lists its product as uncharacterized. Gene Ontology annotation, molecular function: protein binding. The coding region runs from base 1 to 1419 and encodes 472 amino acids. The record is from RefSeq and is a predicted model, not a curated record. The transcript has a single exon. Lineage: Eukaryota; Fungi; Ascomycota; Eurotiomycetes; Eurotiales; Trichocomaceae.